Cyprinus carpio (common carp) is the source of this 5084-nucleotide messenger RNA. Its product is annotated as oxysterol-binding protein-related protein 5-like. The record is from RefSeq and is a predicted model, not a curated record. Gene Ontology annotation, biological process: phospholipid transport. NCBI's taxonomy places the organism in Eukaryota, Metazoa, Chordata, Actinopteri, Cypriniformes, Cyprinidae. Gene Ontology annotation, molecular function: sterol binding. Gene Ontology annotation, cellular component: membrane; intracellular membrane-bounded organelle; cytosol.
GUUAAGCGCCUCCUUUCCUCCAAAGGCAUUUCCUGCCGUCCGCGCUCCAGAAUACACAGCUGUACACCAGCGGUUGAGGCAUGCUAUGGACCGCUAUUUUAUCUCUCCAUCAUUUUCCAUCUUCUUGAGGAUGCAGGUGUGCGCGGUUAACUUCCAACUGUAUCGCGUUUGGAAAACGGCGUUUUGAGCGGCCUUUCCACAUUUUGAGACGGCAUAAAGCGCGAGCGUUACUUUGUUUCGGGACAAACGGGAGCGUCGCACAGAUCCAUUCCAUUUAUUAGAUGAUUGACGGUUCCUGAGGUGUGAUCGGAACCCUAUCAAACCCAAACAGAGCCGUUCUAGAUCUGACAUGAAGUCGUUCGGAUACGUCUAGAUCUCCUGCCACGUUUCGGUCUUCGAGGGCUGAAGUUGCGUCUGCAACAGAGGUGGACAGACUGGCCGGCACAAUGAAGGAGGAGAACUUGUUCCGCAGACGGUUCUCUCUCUGUCCCACAGCCACCUCGCCUCCCAAGAUCGACCCACGUUUGCUGACCCGCAACCUGUCCUACGGAGGAGACAAUGAACUGUAUCCACUCAGCCCAGGGAAUGAAUCGGAGAGGAACGGUUUGCCCUUACUGAGGGACGAGGUCAGCCCGGUCCGCUCACCCAGCAGCACGUCUGAAUCCAGGAUGUUUAUCGGUUUGGAGAAAGAGUCUUCCUCGCCCACGGAGAAGCUGGCAAGGAAAGAAUCGCUUAAGGUUCAGAAGAAGAACUAUCGACAGGAGAAGAAGAGGGUCGCCAAAGAACUGUUCAGUGCACUUAAGGAUCCAAGUGUGGUUAUUAUGUCAAACUGGCUAAAGAUUCGAGGCACAUUGAAGAGUUGGACGAAAUUGUGGUGCAUCCUGAAGCCUGGCAUUCUCCUGAUAUACAAGACGCCCGGUUCAGACCACUGGGUGGGAACGAUUCUUCUCAACGCCUGCAAACUCAUUGAAAGACCCUCAAAGAAGGACGGAUUCUGCUUCAAACUCUACCAUCCGCUGGACAAGUCCAUAUGGGCCAUGAAGGGUCCUAAAGGUGAAUCUGUGGGCUCCAUCACUCAACCCUUGCCUAGUAAUUACCUGAUCUUCAGAGCAGCGUCUGAAUCUGAUGGACGCUGUUGGAUGGACGCUCUGGAGCUGGCUCUCAGCUGCUCCAGCCUGUCAAAGAUGAGCGCGAAGAGCGGCAGGGAUGGAGAUCUGAGUGGCUCCUCUGAGUCCUCACACAUACUGCAGCUGCUGCAGAGCUCGGCUCUCACCGACCAGGACCUGCUGCAUUUGAAUGACUCCAUGUUGGAAAACCAUAUGGAGAAUGAUGCCAACUCUGACAAAUCAGAGAGGGAGGCGCAUGAAGACUCGGACAAUGCGGCCAAUGAGAACGGAGGCAGACUGACGGAGGAGAGCGAUAUGGACCAAUCGGAUGACGUGUGCCAGCACGCCACGGUGUUUGUUGAAGAAGCCCAUGAAGAGAUGGGAGAGGCUGGCGAGGCGUCACAGGUAGAGACAGUCUCUGAAGAGAAUAAGGGUUUGAUCUGGACUCUCCUGAAGCAGCUGAGGCCAGGGAUGGACUUGUCUAAAGUUGUUUUGCCGACGUUUAUCCUGGAGCCCCGUUCAUUUCUGGACAAGCUGUCGGAUUACUACUAUCAUGCCGACCUGCUGUCCCAGGCUGUGAUGGAGGAGAGCCCAUACAGCAGGAUGAAGCAGGUCUUGCGCUGGUAUCUGUCAGGCUUCUACAAGAAACCAAAGGGGCUGAAGAAACCAUACAACCCUAUUCUGGGAGAGAUGUUUCGAUGCUGCUGGCUGCAUCCACAAACAGACAGCUGUACAUUCUACAUCGCAGAGCAGGUUUCUCAUCACCCUCCGGUUUCAGCUUUCUACAUCAGCAAUAGGAAGGACGGAUUCUGCAUUACUGGGAGCAUUCUGGCCAAAUCCAAGUUUUAUGGGAACUCGCUGUCUGCUAUACUCGAUGGAAAGGCCAGACUCUUGUUUCUCACCCGAGAUGAAGAGUAUAUCAUCACAAUGCCGUACGCUCACUGUAAAGGGAUUCUGUAUGGUACAAUGACAUUAGAACUUGGCGGGAAAAUCACCAUUGAGUGUGAAAAAACACAAUGUUACACAGAAAUUGAAUACAAAUUGAAGCCUUUUCUUGGCAGCUCUUGCAACGUUAACCAGAUUUCUGGAAAGAUCCGCAUGGGGGAAGACGUUCUGGCUACAGUAGAUGGGCACUGGGACAGUAAGGUGCACCUGACUGAGAAGAGGACGGGCCAGCAGGAGGUGCUGUGGAACCCCGGUCCAGACAUACGCAGACAGCGGCUGAAGAGACAGGUGGUGCAGGUGGACCAGCAGGAGGCGUUCGAGUCCGAGAGGCUGUGGCAGCAUGUGACCAGAGCGAUUAGCGAUAAAGACCAGAUGAGAGCCACGCAGGAGAAGUUUGUGCUGGAAGAGGCUCAGCGGCAGGAGGCCAGAGAGCGAGCCGAGCGGCCCUGGAACCCACGACUCUUCACCUUCAACACCGACACCAACGAGUGGCACUACAAAUACACAGACACUAAGCCGUGGGAUCCGGAGCGCUGUCUGCUGCAGUUCGAGAAAGACGGCGUCAUCCAGACAAAAGAGAAAUCCCGGCGCAGAAGCUUCUCCUACAGCCAGAACUGGGCUGCACAGCAGAAGGUGCGGGUGAACGGCAAACACAGGAAGUCAAGCAGCCAGCCGUCCAGCUGCAGUCAGAACACAGAGAGCAGCAGCAGCACACCAGAACCCAACCAUGAGUCAUCCGACAACGAAGGCUUUAUGAACCAGUGUGCAAGAUGCACUAAAGAAGUGAAGGACAUCGCCCUCAUAGAGGCCUCGGUAGCAGCUAUACAGAAAACACAGCAGGACAUCCAGAGAAACCUGAGUGCACUGGGACGUCAGAUCACGCGGCACAAGACGGCGGAGGAGAGCAAGUCCUUGAGCGGCCGCCACUGUCUCAUCCUCUGCAUGCUGUUGCUCUUCCAGCUACUCAUCAACUACAUCUUCACUUGAGAUGCUGUCACCUAACAACCAUCGCCUAGCAAUAAACACAGCCAAACUAUCACCGUCUCACAGCCCCUUGAAUGCCCCACCGUAAUGUUGCUACCGACUGUAGCCGCACCAUCAAGCACUAAGCACUUCAAUUAGAGAGAAAGAGACUCUUGUUUUAAUGAAUAUGACCGAUAAUCCUUUCGGAGUGGAUGUAAAACACUGUACUGCCACUCUCGUUAACUGACGUGUUCCCUCUUUCCUACGUACUUCCCUUUCUCUGCAAUAUAGGUCAUGUAUUUGUGGCAUAUUUGAAUGCAGUUGAAUGGGUUUGUGUGUCUGUGUGCAUUUCCCACAAACUCCUCUUCCAUUUAUACACCGGGCCUUAAAACUGAUGCCAAAAAGGGGGGAAAAGAAGCGAAAAGGCAGUGAAGUCCACCAGUGCAAUUUUAUUAUGCUUUCAAGUGAACGUCUGACCACACAAAUUUGCUCAUUUUAUUAUUUAACCAAAACAGUGUUUCUGUAUAGAACAAUACAAAGAAGAGUAAAUGUUUACAAACUUGAUUGUACACAAAGGAAACAAUGCUCUGACACCAAAUGCGUUGUGUAAAUGUAGAUGAAGUUAACAGAAUUGGUGAAAGCACUACGAUAACAGAAUGAACAAUCAGCCAUAAGACUAUGGCAAGCGAAUUUAACAUUUAAUCCUUAAAACACAUAUCAACUAUUUAGUUCUAACUAAUAUGCAUUACAAUAAUGAGUAGUGUCUUUUUAAAUAUUACUAGUAAGUAUUUAUUAGAUACUAGUACAUAUUUAUUGAAUACUGCUAUUUUUCGUUAGAAACAAGGACCUAAAUAGGUACCAGUAUCUGUAAAAAGUAUCCAUAUUUGUAGUUAUUCAUUAGUUACUAGUACUAGUAUUUUAGACACUAGUAUCAUUUUUUUUUUUUUUUACUUGUCUGAUGUUAUGACUAGUCAGAAUGGCCACUGUAGGGUUCAAUUAAAAAUCUUACUAGUAACAUUUGGUAUAAGUACUAGAAUAUAAUAAAUGUGUACUAGUAUGUGUUGUAUAAAUACUAGUAUCUAAUGAAUAAGUACUGGCAUCUGUUUAAUAGGCGCAAGUGUCUAUUGAAUAAGUACUAGUAUAUAAAAAGUACUAGAAACCAUUCUUAUCUUACAAGUCACAAUUCCUUUUGACUCAUCUUAUGUUAUGGCCACUGUAGAGUUCAAUUAAAAAUCUUACAAGUAACAUUUAGAAUAAGUACUAAUAUCUAAUAAAUGUGUACUAGUAUCUGUUGAAUAAGUACUAGUAGUUAAUCAGUAAGUUAUAGUAUGUAAUAAAUAAGCUGUAUCUAAUGAAAAGUGCUAGUAUCUAUUUAAUAGAUACUAGUAGCAUGCAAAUAGAUACUGCAUGCAAAUAGAUACUAGUAUGUUGUGAGGAUUAAAUGUUAAAACAGCUUGCCAUAAUAAGAAUAUUCAUAUACAUGACUGUUUGUUGGGCAUUGGGUAGGUCAGUCACAAUAGGGACACGUGAGGCCUUUUGGGAAGUUCAAGUUCAUUGAAGUUGCUUGAAUGAAGUGCGAUAUGUUCAAUAACGAAGGUGUGACUGAUUAAUCGAAAGUGUAUAUACAUGUAUUUGUUUGGAACAACUGAAUUUGAGAAUGUAUUUAUUUGAUCAUUUCACUUGAUUUGUUUUAUAUUUAAUCGUACUGUUUUUAAGAACACAUUCAUUCAGGUUUUCUGGGAGCAAGUAGAGUUAAGCAUCAAAAUGCUUUCUCUUCCUGAAAUAUUUUGUUGUGUAGUUUGAGUGACCCCUUGAGGGGAAAUAUUAAGGUCAAAGUACAAAACUUCCAAUGCAGGAAUCAAAUAGGAAACAGGCUUGAAUUAUGCUUUCACUCCUGAGCCAUAGUUCAACCCAUUGGAAUUUCAAAUUAUUUUUCAUUUACUUUUUUCUUUUUUUUACAGAGCACAGUAUGUUAUCUUGUCUGACAACUGAAAUGAAUGAGAUGUCAAUGGCUCACUGUUUGUUAAUGAUUGUUGCAAUUACCACACCACAGUAAAAUUUUACAUUUCA